CGUCGUCCGACGUCAACUGCUGUCGGAGAUUCUGAAAGAUGGCGGCGACUGCGACGCUUCACCUCCGCGGCAUCUUUGCGCGUAUGGCCGUUUUUCUCCUCUUGUUGAACACGUUGAGCUCGGUGACCUGCGAUGAGCAGGUGCCGCUUCUCUUGUGGACGAGUGACGGGAUCUCCUCACCGACUCAGUCUCCUCCUGCAGCGGGUCACAUCAUUGGGCAGCAGCAGCUCACCUCCUACCUGGAGAAGGCUCUGAAUGAGGGGCCACGAAAUGUAGUGCUUUUCCUGCAGGACAAGAUGAGCAUCGAGGACUUCACCAUGUAUGGAGGAGCUUUUGGAAACAAACAGGACACGGCUUUCCCCAACCUGGAGGGGGCGCUGAUGUCCUCGUCCUCCCGUCUGGUCUUACCUGCCGUGUCCUGGCCCGCCUCCAAUGCAGUGAUUGGCCAGCUGCAGGACCAGUUGGAGACCUCCCCUCUGUACAUGGACCCAGAGACGCUGAGUCAGCUGAGACUCAACGCCUCCUCGCCCGCCCUGCUGGUGUUCAGGCUGCCGUACGGCCUCGGAGCCGAUCUGAUGUCUGCAAAAGAGAUUCUCAGUGGAAACGAUGAGGUCAUAGGUCAGGUGUUGAGCACCAUGAAUGUCCAGGCUGUCCCGUACACGGCCAUCUACACGGCGCUGCAGCCCUCCAGGGAGGCGGCGUCCCUCUCCAUGGAGGCCGGCCUCGGGGGAGGGCGCUCACUGCUGCAGGCCAGAGGGGGCUACCGGGAGCGGGAGAGGGAGAGGGAGAGGCAGCGCAGGAUCAAGGACAAGGCCGGCAUCCACGCACCUGUGGAGUUUAAGGAGGGGGAGGACACCUGCAUCCUGCUGUGGGCUAAAGGCCUGUCGGUGAGCAUCCUGCGCAGCGGCCGCUGGGAGGAGCACGACCUCACGCCAUCGACCUUCGGGGAGGGCGUGACCCCCCAGCUCCACGGAUCAAGCUGCACCAAAACCAAAUCCAAAUUGGUUCUUAAUUAUGAGAACGUCCUCGGCCACCGCAGCUUCAAACUGAUCUUUGCAAUGAGCCAGCGUAACUACCAGGUGUCGGCCCGCCGCUGGUUCACGCUGGACUCCGUGGAGCUCGAGUACGACCGCACCACGGCCAGGUUCAACGGCAGCAGGAAGGUUUACGCCCCCGCCGAGUACUCCUACCGCUGCGAGUCCGUCACCAACUUCCGCUGGCCCCAGCUGGUCCCGCGCUCCCUCACCGAUCCGGCCAACCAGUGGAGGGUCUCCUUCCAGGACUUCCAGAUCCAGGGCUUCAACGUGAGCGGCGGCGAGUUCUCCUACGCCAGCGACUGCGCCGGCUUCUUCUCCGCCGGCAUCUGGAUGGGUCUGAUGACCAGCCUGCUGCUGGUGCUGGUGCUGACCUACGGCCUCCACAUGAUCAUGCAGCUCCACACCAUGGACCGCUUCGACGACCCCAAAGGGCCGGCCAUCUCCGUGCCCCAGACCGAGUAACGCUCCCUUUGCUCCCUGUUGGUCUGUAGUAGGGCAUCAGUUUAUGCUUUAACGUGAAUGUGGUUGAACAACACUUAAGUUCUCUUCUGACCUAAAACAGUCAGCUUCACAUUCAGCUUUUCCAAAUGCGACAAACAUGGCGGCUGGAAAUAAAGAGGCUGAAUAAACAUUUGUAAAAGUGUCUAGUAGAGUGCUGAUAAGGUCUGGUUAUCACACAGGUUUACUAUAGAAGUUCAUCUGUCUGUACAAGGCGUGAGGUUCAUUUGUGGAGAUUAAGAAUCCUAAAUGUGUUUUUGAGAUGGUCAGAGAUUCUUCUGGACUACUUUUAGAAUAAUAAGUGUUGUUAAACCACUUCGUAGGUCUUUCCAACGUUGAUGUUACAACAUUGUUCCCCAUAAAGGUUUUACAAUUGUACAUACAGGGACACAAGGUUAUGAAAGUUAUUUAUUGGUGAAACUAACUUGUGUGUGUUUACAGUUACGGUAUUUGUGUGUAAAGAGUGAAAUAAAGGGAUUACUUCUGUGUAGAGAAUCAAACAAGGACCACAAAACUUUAACAUUUAACCUGUUAAUUGUUUUCCAUGACAUGAAGACUAUUUAUUACUAUUAAUGAUGCACUGAAUUAAUGUGAAUUAUCAUUUUACUGUUUAUUUAUUUGGUUGAUCUAUAGUGAAUGUUAAUGGUGUUGUGCUGCUGUGACCCCAAUAAAAUGAUCCAUGGAGAUUAAAAGAUCCUGUUUUCACUUCA
Messenger RNA from Pungitius pungitius (ninespine stickleback), 2245 nucleotides. RefSeq names its product ATPase H+ transporting accessory protein 1a (gene atp6ap1a). Lineage: Eukaryota; Metazoa; Chordata; Actinopteri; Perciformes; Gasterosteidae. The transcript has 11 exons. Bases 39 to 1499 code for a protein of 486 amino acids. The record is from RefSeq and is a predicted model, not a curated record.